Messenger RNA from Raphanus sativus (radish), 1367 nucleotides. RefSeq lists its product as uncharacterized. The coding region runs from base 564 to 1121 and encodes 185 amino acids. The transcript has 3 exons. The record is from RefSeq and is a predicted model, not a curated record. Lineage: Eukaryota; Viridiplantae; Streptophyta; Magnoliopsida; Brassicales; Brassicaceae.
CUCUCUCUCUUCGUCUUCUUCGUCGUCUUCUCAAAUUAGCUAUAGCUUCAUUUCUUUAUCUUCAUCCUCACGCGCAGAUUCCUUGUGGAUAUAACCCUCCUUGAUAUUUUUCUUGAUUCCAUGAUUCCAAUCUAGGCUUUCACGGCUCGUUUGGAGAAUCAUCACUCUCUCUCUCUCUCUCUUCCCGCAUCAAAGUUUCUGAAGAUCUCUGUUUUUUUAUUUCCGAAUCGAAAUUAGAGAAUUAGGGCUUUUACGUUGGGUUCUAGGGGUUUCGAAGAGCAUAAGAUAAUAAUGCCUUCGGUGCCCACUAAGCUUCUCCUCCUUCUCCUUUUGAUUCCUUCGUUGACUCCUUAUCAUUCUGGUCUGUCUUCGCACCGUCUUAAACCUCUUGAAAAGUCUGAUUGGCGUGGUAAUCUUAGUUAACGUUUCCAUCUCCUUCGACCCUUUUCUUCUCUCCUCUUCCUCGUCUUGUCCGUGAAAUUUUCCUAGCUCGAUCUUUGGUGUUUUUCACUUUUUUUUGGCGUUGCUUGAUUUGCAAGUUACAACCCCCACAAAGUUGGAAUAUGAGCUCUGUUUGUGGUAAGUUGGAUUUCAAAGAUGCAGACUUUGACAUCUCCACUUCGAGUCCUCUCACGCAUUCCUCUCAAGCUGGAUCUGAAGAGUCUCAGGAGUCUGAUGGAGAUGAAACUGGUUAUAUAAACCAAACUGAGAAUGAAGGAUCAGUUACCAAGGAUUUAGGCAAAUCCAGUUUAGGUUCUUUACCUCCCAAGUCCUCAGAUGAUGAAGACAAGGAUGAGAAUGUUACUAGUACACCAGUUGUUCUCAUCCCAGCCAUUAAAGGCAGCCGGGAGAAGCACGGGUUGACACUGAAGAAGUCUAAUGUUUCAUGGGCGGAUGACGUGUAUGACCCUCCUCCCUCCAUAGCCUCGCACACAAGAAACAAGAAGCAGCAGCAGCAGAAGUCCAAGAGCAAAGACAACAACCACAAGAAGACCGGAAAGAAAGGUCAGAAGAACUCUUCCUCUCGUAGUGGCAAGGACAAGAAGCAAUCUCCUCGCAAACACAGCCGCGAGAAGUUUGAUUGGGUAACUCAGCUGCCUAUAGUUGCAGCAUCUUCUUGAAUAUAGCUCAUUGGCUGGCUUAUUACCAAAGCACAUCCAUGAGCUUGGCUCCCUCUCUGUCUAAUAAAUAAUCAAAUCACGUUUGUUUUGUGUGUUUCCUGUUUCAGUUUGACUUCAGCUUUUCCUUUGGGUAAUGUUCAAAUACUAAAACACUAUUGUGAAGACUUAGUUGAAGUUUGGUUCUUGUUUUUUUUUCUUUUUGUAAUUUAAGUUUCAUCUUUGUGAAAUAAAAUGGAAACUUUGUUA